AAAGCUUAUAAACUCAGGGCUCCCAAGCUCACUGUCACAGUGUGUCUGUGUGUGUGCGUGCAACAGCAAAGAAGACUGCACCUCACGGGUUUGGUCAACCUCAUAUCCAAAACACACUCAUCAUGACUGCUGUCCACCGUCUGGUCAUCGUGCGGCAUGGAGAGAGCAGCUGGAACCAGGAGAACCGCUUCUGUGGCUGGUUUGAUGCAGAUCUCAGCGAGAAGGGAGUGGAAGAGGCCAAGCGUGGUGCUCAAGCCGUCAAGGAAGCAGGCAUGAAGUUUGAUGUGUGCUAUACCUCCGUGCUGAAGCGUGCCAUCAAGACCUUGUGGACCAUCAUGGAAGGCACAGACCAGAUGUGGCUGCCCGUGGUGAGAACUUGGCGCCUGAACGAGCGUCACUACGGUGGAUUGACCGGCCUGAACAAGGCGGAGACAGCAGCCAAACAUGGAGAGGAGCAGGUGAAGAUCUGGAGACGCUCAUUCGACAUCCCUCCUCCACCCAUGGAUAAAGACCAUCCCUACCACAAGAUCAUCAGCGAGUCUAGGCGCUAUAAGGGUCUGAAGGAGGGCGAGCUGCCCACCUGUGAGAGUCUGAAGGACACCAUUGCACGCGCACUGCCCUUCUGGAAUGACGUCAUUGUCCCUGAGAUCAAAGCCGGCAAGAACGUCCUCAUUGCAGCCCACGGAAACAGCCUGCGUGGUAUUGUCAAGCACUUGGAGAGCAUGUCUGAUGCAGCCAUCAUGGAGCUAAACUUGCCCACCGGCAUUCCCAUUGUCUAUGAGCUGGACAAGGACCUGAAGCCUGUGAAGCCCAUGCAGUUCCUCGGGGAUGAGGAGACUGUGCGCAAGGCCAUGGAGGCUGUGGCUGCCCAGGGCAAGGUGAAGAAGUGAGACCAGACAAGGACACAAAGACUGAACCUACUGCCCUUCUCACCUUGUCCCGCUCAUCCUGCUCGACUCCACUGACCAUCAUUCCAUCAUCAGAGCACACUGACACCCCUUUUCCACCAAACAUGGUACUGGUUCUCAUUGAGUUCUUCAGCAAACCUUUUUAAAAGUUUUCCAAAUGUGCCACACUGUAAAAAAAUAGCAGUGACCUUUGAGGAUUUUACACAUUGCAUUUGUAGCUUUGAGAACACUUCACCAUCCAAUACCAAAUUCUCUAUCAACAACAAUAUUGUGCAAGAUGCAAUCAAGAGAGAUGUGUGGUUUUAUUGCUUUUAGACGUUAAUAUUAGCAUUGCAGCUUCUGUUUGGUUUGUUGCCCUGUUGGCACUGAUUCCGCCAACAAAUAUUGUAAAUCCUUCUAGCAGCAUUCACAUCUUAUUUUAAUGGCAGACAUGUUAAUAGCUUGAUCAAUUGCUGUCUAAAAUGGGUUCCAGACCAGCUGCAUUUUGACCAACCAAGAACCUUUUUUGCGGUGGGAAAGCAUUAAACGGUUCCAGAUUAUGCACCAGAACCAGCAUCUUGUUAUUGGAAAAGGGUUGUGAAAUAACCGGAGUCAAAACCAUGUCACAUGACAGAUGUGCCUGCCUUCCCAUUUUAUGUAUAAAUAAAUAAAUAAAUAAGAAACAUAUUUGUCAUCCACCAUAAAGCACUUCUGAUUCACAAAGCCCUCAUGUUGGGGCUGCUCCCACUUUAACAAAAUAAAGCCAUCGCCAUUUUGUGUA
Molecule: messenger RNA, 1668 nt
Organism: Pangasianodon hypophthalmus (striped catfish)
Lineage: Eukaryota; Metazoa; Chordata; Actinopteri; Siluriformes; Pangasiidae
Gene: pgam2
Product: phosphoglycerate mutase 2 (muscle)
Exons: 3
Coding region: 123-890 (255 amino acids)
Biological process (GO): glycolytic process
Molecular function (GO): intramolecular phosphotransferase activity
Source: RefSeq, a predicted model, not a curated record